Molecule: messenger RNA, 2799 nt
Organism: Plasmodium knowlesi strain H
Lineage: Eukaryota; Apicomplexa; Aconoidasida; Haemosporida; Plasmodiidae
Product: TLD domain-containing protein
Exons: 2
Coding region: 1-2799 (932 amino acids)
Source: RefSeq, a predicted model, not a curated record
AUGGAUGAAAAGCAAACGGACGACAAGAUAAAAGUUUUGAACGUCUUUCAGAAUGAAGAAAUAGCUGGCAACAGGGAAAAAAUGCACUACCCCAACAAGUUCGAAUUCGAGAAGGGAAUUAUCCGGAACGCAAUCGUGUCCACGAAUUCGAGCAAGUGCAUCAAACUGGAGGAAAGGGACAGGGAGAAAAAAAAUUGCAUCAUAUUUCGAGAACAAUGCGAAUACUGCUUGACGAAUUUUUCGAUAAGCGGUCACCUAAUUUUAACUAAAGAAUCGUUGCUGUUCGAACCAGACAUGAGAGACAAAAAUGUGAUAACGUAUGGAUUUGGCACGUAUCAAAUUUUUAUCGAUUUGUACGAUAUUUACGAGUGUGCACAUAUUGUGGUGCCGACGAAGGACACCUACUUGUGUAACAAUGAAGACACAUGUGGUUUUAUCCAAGUGUUGUUAAAAAGUAUUUACCAUCCAAUAUACGACGAUGUUUCGCAAAAGAAAAAUAGCACGGGUACUUGCUACAGUGGUGUGAAUAACAACUCUAGCAUAGAUGAAUUGAACAAGGAGAAAAGCGUUUCCUACUAUAAAUACAUCAGCAGAAGCUUGUCCUAUGUAUUCAAUUUAGCCCAACCCUUUGUUCAAGGUACGUCGCCUUUUAGGGAGGAUAAAAAUGACCAUCUGUUUGGAGGAGUCAAUUAUUCUUCGAAUGUUUCUAAGCAUUUCACAAAUGCAGACCAUCAGAGAAAAGAAUAUGAAAAUGAUGAUUUAAAGAAAAAAAAAAAUAGCUUUUUAAAUUUUGAUAUUUCCUCUCCAAAGAAUAACAUCGUGGAGCAUUUACAAGACAGUGAUUUAAAAAUUUACCAAAAAAUUAACGAGACGGAUUAUAGCAACGCAAUUCCUGCGCACCCAAGUAUAACUUAUAAAAAUAAUUUAAAUUUAGCCAACUCGGGGUAUUCUUUUAAGGAAGGUGAGGCUAACAAUUCCACUUUGUCUGGAAAGCAAGAAAGAGACACCUUCAGCAUAUCCAGGAAGAUCUCUUCGAAAGAAGGAUUAUCUUCCGUGGGAAAGCCCGAAUUGGGAUUCCCCAAUGUAGAAACAUCAAAUGGUCACUCCACCCAAUCGGGUGAAAUAAAAGAGGGAGACUCCAUAAAGAGAGAAGACACUGUCACCUUUGCGAGCGAGGCAGAGCGUUCAGCCUCAAAGACGCUGAAGAAUAUUUCCUUCGAGUUGCAUCAGCAAUCAUUGAGAAGUUCAUCCACAGGGGAGAACUACAGCAAUACCUGCGGAGGUAUCCUUUGCGCCAAUGGGAACCAGGCCCAGUGGGGAAACAAGGGACCAGAAGGAGAACCUGGGCAGAACCUCGAAGGGCCGAAAAAGGGGCAGAAGAAAUAUGAAGAGAAAAGCUUCAUACUCUUCAGAUUCUUUAACAACAGUAAGGCAUACGAAACGACAACAAAGAUAAUCAAAGAAAUUGAUGAAGUGAGAAAAUCAGAAAACAAAAUAAAAAAAACAAUCACCUCGGUGCCAUUCACAUCAAAUGAAUUGUUAAAGUGCAUCAUUGAACAAUCUUUAAUGGCCAAAGAAUCCAAGAAAAAAGCACAGGGAGCGAAUUCAAUCAAUGAUGCCAAGGAUAUAAAUUAUUUACCAUUAAUCCCGAAAUUGGAGUACAUUAACGGUGCAGUAAAAUUGUUAAACAAAGAAAUGACUAAGCAGAUAAACUACUACCUCCCCCCAACACUGAGCAUCAAAAUAUGGAAGAUGGCUUUUUGUUCGAGUAUACAUGGGGUUUCUUUCAAAACCCUUUAUAGAAGUGUAUCGAACAAAGGAAGUGUAAUUUUGCUAAUCUGCGAUAUGGACAAUGUAUUAUUCGGCUGUUUCCUCGACAAGUUGCAAUGCGAGAAUAGUUACUACGGAUCUGGGGAAAACUUUUUGUUUACGUUUAAAAAUGGGAAUAACUCCUUGAGAGGAAAUAAGGAGGAAAAAAUAAAAGAUGAAGAUAAUAAGGGGAGUAAUAAUGGAAGCAACUGUGCCUAUGAGAAGAGCAUGGAGAGUUUUUAUCCAUUGGAAGAGAAUGUUGAAAAGGUUAAGCGGAAGAACAUCCCUUUAGACAUGAACGAGGGGAAGUUGGGAAAUAAUUCAACGUCAAAUUCUCAGGAAAAACUUGUUACUGAUUUUGAAGACAGCUUGAAGGACUCCAUUAAGGGGGAUGCGAAUCAGGAAGGUCCAUCGCGCACUUCUGUCCAUUACAUGAAUAGAUCCAAAACGGAUAUACACGAUUUGGAUUCCGUGGAGGAUGAAGAGGGGGGUAGCACUGUUGGUGGCGCGUGUAGUGGUGGAGCCUACGGUGCUAACGAAAAGGGUAACCUUACAUCUGAGGGCUGUUACCAUGAUAACGAUGAAAACGGUGACGCGUCGUCGGAUGCCGUGCAGUGCAGAACAAAAAUGCUUGUCGAGGAGAAAUACCACCAUUUAACCUCCCUCCCGGGGAAGAAGCAGCCCCUGAUGAGUCACAACUCCGUAGGUACCGAAACUGGGGAAAGCAGCAAAAAAAACAGAACAAAACAAAGUUGUAAUGAUAAUACAGCUAUUCAGGUAUUCAACUGGACUACUCGAAACAAUUAUUUUGUCUACUCAGAUGAAAAAUCUAUAACGAUAGGCGGCGGGGAUAACUGUUCUCUGCUGAUUAAUGAUGACUUGUGCAAAGGUCAGACCAACAGGAGCAGCACAUACGAUAAUGACUUGCUUACCCACGAGGAGGAAUUCGAAAUUCAAUUUUUGCAAUUGUGGGUGUUUGACGAUUUGUAG